This is a messenger RNA of Funneliformis mosseae, 780 nucleotides long. Lineage: Eukaryota; Fungi; Glomeromycota; Glomeromycetes; Glomerales; Glomeraceae. The record is from the annotation of a GenBank genome assembly.
AUGGCUAAAAAAUCUAAACAACAACAAUUACAAGGAUAUCACGUUUUUAACGUGAGCGCCUAUAUCGGUUCGAAAAUCCCCCCAUCACCACCACAACCGAAUAGGUCCAUUCGCAUUGGGAAAGAAGUCAUUAGCGACGAAGAAUUGGUUCGUUCAUCAAGGUAUCACUUCAACCUUGACAUCGACAUUCUCUUGUCCAAUUCAAAUACGACUAGGAAAGCCAUUUAUGAUAGGAAAAGAGGAAUCUUUAGACCACCACGACCUCAAAAUGCCUUCAUGCUAUAUCGUAGAGAUAAGUCAUCCGGUCCCGAAUUUUUCGGACUAAAAUCGUCCGAAGCAUCAACGAUUAUUGGUAUUAUGUGGGGGGCCGAAUCGAAGGAGGUCAAAAGUCUAUUUGACGCCUUGGCAAGGUUGGCCGAAAAAAAGCAUUCCGAAAAACACAAUAAUUAUAGGUAUGAACCCAGAAAACCGUCUGGUCUACCUAAAUCAAGGAAAAAGAUAAUGGAAAGUAAUGAUAAGAAUUCGACUGUCAAGGUCACCAAUUCAACUCCAUUACCUAUCGAGGUUAACAGCCAUGUUGACGGUUCUGUUGAGUUAAAUCAACAUCUUUACCUCCAAUACCCCCAACCAUCCUUAAAUCCAUGUUUUUAUGACUUCAUUCCCAUCAAGUUCGACGAUAAAAAAGUUAACGUAACGGAAGUUCCUUCCCAAACAUAUAAUGAAAAUUCUUUCGAUUAUUCUGAAUAUCUUAAUCUAGAUAUCUGCGAAAGUGACUCAUAA